This is a messenger RNA of Racocetra persica, 237 nucleotides long. The record is from the annotation of a GenBank genome assembly. NCBI's taxonomy places the organism in Eukaryota, Fungi, Glomeromycota, Glomeromycetes, Diversisporales, Gigasporaceae.
AAAUUAGUAAAGAAACGAUUCAUAAAACCAUUCUUCACUAUUUUGGGAAAGCACUCGAGAAAUGGUUCAAUCACUACAAAAAACAAUCCUAAACAUACGGCUCAAGGGUUAGUUAAUAAUGAGAUUACUGCUCAAGCUCUGGCUAACCUAUGGAAGUUGAAUUCUAACCUCCGUAACAACUCUCAAGAUACUGGGGCACGAAUCAGGGAGUGUACGAAGCAGCAGCAAGAAGACAAG